Suillus bovinus is the source of this 1275-nucleotide messenger RNA. RefSeq names its product isoprenoid synthase domain-containing protein. The record is from RefSeq and is a predicted model, not a curated record. Gene Ontology annotation, biological process: isoprenoid biosynthetic process. Gene Ontology annotation, molecular function: prenyltransferase activity. The coding region runs from base 212 to 1246 and encodes 344 amino acids. Lineage: Eukaryota; Fungi; Basidiomycota; Agaricomycetes; Boletales; Suillaceae. The transcript has 6 exons.
UCAAUUGAAGUUAGCAUCUCACGUUACAUCAACGCCAGCUAUUCACGCGUUACCGGACGCUGGCAAGUGACUGCGUAUUACGUAUCGAAGCGAUCAAUGCAUAGCUAGGCACUACUGAUGGCAGCUGAUUUCUUUUUGAGUGACCGGUGUGCUACAUAUGUAGUUCAACACCGAUGGAUUUCAUAUUUUCCAAGUCUCACCCAUUUCUCUCAUGUCGUCCUCCUUGCGCUUUUCUCUUCUCAAUUCAUUGCCAUCCACUCUAGAGUCGCAAUGGCCCGAGGCUAACGAAUCACUCAUAUUGGAACCAUACACAUAUAUCACCUCCAAGCCCGGCGAGGACAUCCGCACACGGCUCAUCGAGGCUUUCAACAUAUGGCUUGCAGUCCCUAGCGACCAACUCGAGGUCAUAGACCAUGUCGUUCAAAUGCUGCAUAAUGCCAGCUUGAUGCUCGAUGACAUAGAAGACGAUGCGCAGUUGAGAAGGGGACAACCUGUAGCGCACAAGAUAUAUGGCGUCCCCCAAACCAUCAACACCGCCAACUACGUAUAUUUCUCCGCUUAUAAGGAGCUCUUGAAGCUUAGGAGAUCCAGGGGCGCGGACGAGAAUGUGGUGAGGGUGGUAGGCGCUAGUGAUUUGGAUAUAGUAGUUACGCAGGAGCUUUUAAGUUUACACCGUGGGCAGGGGAUGGAGAUCUUGUGGCGAGAUUUGUUGCAGUGUCCGACGGAGGAAGAAUAUAUCUCUAUGGUUAACAACAAAACGGGGAGUGGAUUUAGGAUAGCUAUCAAGUUAAUGAUGGCACACGCAACGAGGAACCUUGACAUCGAUUUCGUCCCUCUGGUGAAUAUUUUCGGAGUGUAUGUCCAGAUACGAGAUGAUUACAUGAACUUGCAAAGCACAGAGCACAGCGACAACAAGGGCUUUGCAGAAGACCUCACAGAAGGCAAAUUCUCUUUCCCAAUCGUCCAUGGAAUACGUGCGGAUGAACAGAAUCGAGUUGUCAUGAAUGUGCUACAAAAACGUCCUACAACACCGACCCUGAAGUACCACACAGUUGACUACCUCCGCACACAGACAAAGUCAUUUGAGUACACACUCGCGGUGAUGAGCAGCUUAGAGCGGCAGGUCCGGGAGGAGAUUGUACGCCUUGGCGGGAAUCCCCACCUCGAGAAGAUAUUGGAUGUCCUGCAUGUAGAACAUGAUUUACAUGAUUUGGGUGGGUGUGUAGACGAAGGAAUUGUACCUUAAGUUGAGAGUGAAUAUUGGACUCGUGACCG